Molecule: messenger RNA, 1314 nt
Organism: Aureobasidium namibiae CBS 147.97
Lineage: Eukaryota; Fungi; Ascomycota; Dothideomycetes; Dothideales; Saccotheciaceae
Product: clathrin adaptor, mu subunit
Exons: 3
Coding region: 1-1314 (437 amino acids)
Biological process (GO): clathrin-dependent endocytosis; intracellular protein transport
Cellular component (GO): cytoplasmic vesicle; AP-2 adaptor complex
Molecular function (GO): clathrin-cargo adaptor activity
Source: RefSeq, a predicted model, not a curated record
AUGAUCUCGGGUAUCCUCGUCUUCAACCAAAAGGGCGAGAACCUCAUCUUUCGCGCCUUCCGCAAUGACUGCCGCCCACGUCUCGCCGAUGUCUUCCGCAUCCAGGUCAUCUCCAACCCUCUAGUCCGUUCGCCCAUCUUGACUCUUGGAUCCACCACCUUCAGCCAUGUCAAGCAUGAGAACAUCUUCAUUGUCGCCGUCACAAAGGGCAACGCCAAUGCCGCUUUGGUCUUCGAGUUCCUGUACCGCCUGAUCCAACUGGGUCGCUCCUACUUUGCCAAGUUCGACGAGGAGGCUGUCAAGAACAACUUUGUCCUCAUCUACGAACUGCUCGAUGAGAUCCUCGACUUUGGCUACCCUCAAAACACCGAUACCGACACCCUCAAGAUGUACAUCACCACAGAGGGUGUCAAGUCCGAGAGAAACCUCCUCAUCGAGGACUCGUCAAAGAUCACCAUGCAAGCUACCGGUGCCAUGUCCUGGAGACGAGACAACAUCAAGUACCGCAAGAACGAAGCCUUUGUCGACGUUAUCGAAGAUGUAAACCUCCUCAUGUCCGCCAACGGAACCGUCCUGCGCGCCGACGUCAACGGCCAAAUCGAGAUGCGCGCAUACCUUUCCGGAACCCCUGAAUGCAAGUUUGGUCUGAACGACCGUCUGACUCUGGGCGAAGAAGCCCUGGCAUCGCCUUCUGGAAAUAUGGCUGGAACCAAGGCUACAAAAGCUGCUGCUGGUAGUGUUACCCUCGAGGAUUGUCAGUUCCAUCAGUGUGUGCGUCUGGGUAAAUUCGACACCGAUAGGACAAUUUCCUUCAUUCCGCCAGACGGUAGCUUCGAGCUGAUGCGAUACCGUGCCACCGAGAACAUCAACCUGCCUUUCAAGGUGCACGCCAUCGUCAACGAAAUCGGAAAGACAAAGGUCGAGUACAGCAUCGCUAUCAAGGCCAACUACGGCUCAAAGCUCUUCGCCACAAACGUCGUCAUCCGCAUCCCAACCCCUCUCAAUACUGCUUCCAUCACCGAACGAACUUCUCAAGGAAAGGCCAAAUACGAACCCGAACAUAACAACAUUGUCUGGAAGAUUGCUCGUUUCACCGGUGGCUCUGAAUAUGUACUCAGCGCCGAGGCUCAGCUCACUUCCAUGACCAAUCAAAAAGCAUGGAGUAGACCGCCAUUGAGUCUGAACUUUUCGUUACUCAUGUUUACGAGUUCGGGCCUGUUGGUCAGAUAUCUCAAGGUGUUUGAAAAGAGCCAGUACAGCAGUGUCAAGUGGGUGCGGUACAUGACACGAGCGGGCAGCUAUGAGAUCCGGUAA